GUCGCCGGAGUUUCCAGCCGUUUCUUCCCGAUUCUCAAACGCGUCGCCGAGAAUCGGAAGAGAGGGAAAAGGGUAUGGCUCCUCAUGGAGAUGAAUUAAUUGACAUCGAGAAACCUGAGCUUGCUCAAUCGGAGAUUCUUCGACCGAUCGCCACAGUCGUCUUCGUCAUCGCUAUGCAAGCGGAGGCUCUUCCUUUGGUCAACAAGUUCGGACUCUCUGAAACUACUGAUUCGCCGCUUGGUAAAGGAUUGCCCUGGGUUCUGUAUCACGGCGUGCAUAAAGAUCUUCAAAUCAAUGUAGUUUGCCCCGGAAGAGAUGCAGCUUUAGGGAUCGAUAGUGUUGGAACUGUUCCUGCUUCUCUCAUAACUUUUGCUUCUAUCCAAGCAUUAAAACCUGACAUUAUAAUCAAUGCUGGAACCUGCGGUGGCUUUAAGGUUAAAGGAGCCAACAUAGGCGACGUAUUCCUUGUAUCUGAUGUUGUGUUUCAUGAUAGAAGAAUACCAAUUCCGAUGUUUGAUCUGUAUGGAGUUGGUCUUCGUCAAGCAUUCUCGACACCCAAUCUCCUCAAGGAACUCAAUUUGAAGAUUGGCAGGUUAUCUACUGGUGACUCGUUGGAUAUGUCCACGCAAGAUGAAUCAUUGAUCAUUGCCAAUGAUGCUACGCUAAAGGACAUGGAGGGUGCUGCUGUGGCGUACGUGGCUGAUCUUCUGAAAAUACCAGUCGUGUUCCUCAAAGCUGUGACCGAUCUAGUGGACGGAGAUAAACCUACUGCAGAAGAGUUCUUGCAGAACUUGACAGUUGUUACCGCUGCACUAGAGGAAACUGCCACUAAAGUGAUCAACUUCGUCAAUGGGAAAAACCUUUCAGACCUUUAACUUUCGUCUCUUCUUUUAUCGGAGAGUGAUUUUUUUAAAAUGCUAUCAACGUGCUUGUUGCAGUUUCACUGAUUUCCAGUGAUUAUAUUUCUCGUUAAUAAAUUUCAAGUUAUAAG
Molecule: messenger RNA, 991 nt
Organism: Arabidopsis arenosa
Lineage: Eukaryota; Viridiplantae; Streptophyta; Magnoliopsida; Brassicales; Brassicaceae
Source: the annotation of a GenBank genome assembly